UCUUGUCAUACACCUAGAGGAGAGCUAGUUCAUUUUUUUUCCUUUUUCUUUUUUGAAAGCUUCAUUGGAACAACUAUUAAUGUCUCCAGUCAUUCCCGGAAGGUCGAGAUCUAAAAAUAUCCAAGCAGCAGAUGCUCUUAAUAUACGAAAGAGCAAAGAGGACGACAAGAAUUAUACGCCGUCUAGCAAACCCCGGAAUCCUACUGUCAGCGAUACCAAUGAGUCGGACGAGGAGGAAUUAGAGGCUGAGAAACCACGCCGCACGCCCAGGAGCGUACCCCGCCCAGACUAUGCGGAGUUGGUGGCGAACAAGGAUCCUUGGAAUCUAUCAGACGGUGACAGCGAUAAGGUCAUUCCCCGUUCUAUGAAAGAGUCCCGGACGCCCGGCAAUAGUGCUAUCAAGUCUACGAGAUCAGGGAGUAGUAUAUCACCCAGCUCGUCAAAAAGAUCAACGCCGGGGCCUUCAAUACUAAGAGCGAAGACAUCGGAACCGAGUAAACCUUUUGGUUACACCUCGGAGCAGUGGCCGAGACGGUCCGCACCCAGUUAGGAAUCGACAGUACCAGCCCAACAGCCCGCGCGUUGCGCUGAUCGAUGGACAUCUAUUGAAAAUAAACUUUAAGAUCCUGGCGUCAGCACAUAGGGGGAUAUAAUUGUAAACCACGCUCUACUUAUUCACGUCCUUAUGACGCUACUAUUUCCGAAAUGAGUUAUACCCACGUCGACAUGAUUUAAAGAUAGGUUAUGUACCUUAUAUAUUUUUAGCAUCUUGGUGAGCUACAACCCUUAAAUAAGUAAGUACCUCGCAAAGUUCAGAGAAUACGAGGGACAGCAGAGGCAAGUAAUUGUGAUGAUGCGGGAUCUUCAAAUCUCAAGCUAACGACGCAGCUAUUCUCAUACUAGCUGAUAAAGCAUGUACGGUUGACCAGGACAUG
This is a messenger RNA of Daldinia decipiens, 935 nucleotides long. RefSeq lists its product as uncharacterized. The record is from RefSeq and is a predicted model, not a curated record. Bases 80 to 550 code for a protein of 156 amino acids. Lineage: Eukaryota; Fungi; Ascomycota; Sordariomycetes; Xylariales; Hypoxylaceae. The transcript is spliced from 3 exons.